This is a messenger RNA of Melospiza melodia melodia, 3323 nucleotides long. It is a transcript of the gene ARL14EP, whose product is annotated as ADP ribosylation factor like GTPase 14 effector protein. Gene Ontology annotation, cellular component: intracellular membrane-bounded organelle. The record is from RefSeq and is a predicted model, not a curated record. Lineage: Eukaryota; Metazoa; Chordata; Aves; Passeriformes; Passerellidae. The transcript is spliced from 4 exons. The coding region runs from base 195 to 974 and encodes 259 amino acids.
CUCUGUGGCGAGGCGCCCUUGAUGGCCACCGCCCGCCGGGCAGCGCGGAGGGACGGAGCCCAGGGCCGGAGCGGGACACGGCCCACAGGGCGGGACACACACCGCGGGCAGGGUGGUCUUCACAGAAACUCCUGAAGGCUUCAAAGAUUUAUUUUGGGCAAAAUAAACGAGCUGAGUUGUUCUGAUAAAGCAAGAUGGAUCCCUGUACAGUUGGCGUUCAGCUGCAGGCUACCAACGAGUGCCACAAGAUCUAUUACACCCGUCACACUGGCCUCAAAACCAAACAAGAUAUCUCUUCAUCUGACCUCCUGCUGCUUCAGCUGAGGACUGGCAUAACCCUGUCAGAGAACAACACAAUCUGCUUCCACCACGCCAAAAUUUACAUUGAGAGGUUUGAAGACUUACAAAAAUCCUGUUGUGAUCCCUUUAACAUCCACAGAAAGCUGUCAAAGAAAAACUUGCGAGCCAUUGACUUGGACGAUGCAGCUUUCCUGAGUGCCAAGUUUGGAAGGCAGUUUGUUCCUGGUUGGAAGCUUUGUCCCAAGUGUAUGCAGAUCAUCAAUGGAAGUGUGGAUGUGGAACCUGAGGAGCGACAGAGGAGAAGGCUGGAUCCAGAUGGGCGUACAGCUAAGGCUUUAAAGUCUCUGCAGUUUGCUAACCCAGGACGGCAGACUGAGUUCACUCCAGAGACCAGUAAAAGGGAAAAAAGAAGGCAAACAAAAAUCUCAGUGUUUAAUUCAGACAGGCAAGUAAUUCCAGCCAAGAGCAAGGUGUAUGACAGCCAGGGGCUGCUGCUAUACAGCGGGAUGGACCUGUGUGACUGCCUGGACGAGGAUUGCCUGGGCUGCUUCUACGCCUGCCCCAAGUGCGGCUCCAACAAGUGCGGCACCGAGUGCCGCUGCGACCGCAAGUGGCUCUACGAGCAGAUCGAGAUCGAGGGCGGGGAGAUCAUCAGGAACAAGCAUGUGGGCUAGGGGCCACCAUGGCCUUUGUUCCAUCCUGAGUGCGUGGGCCAUGCUUUGGGUAAACACAGCACACGCAGGGUUUAGUUUGCUGUAAGCUGUUGGGACUUGUCAGCACUCGCGGGGUGAAUGCGCUCACUUUCACUGUUGUUUGCAGCGUGGGUAUGUCCAUAACCACGCUGCUGUCUUUGCACUGAUAAAGCAAGAUGGAUCCUUGUACAGUUGGAGUUCAGCUCCAGGCUACCAAUGAGUGCCACAAGAUCUAUUAAGAUCUAUUAAGAAUCAGGAUUCUUACUCAUGCAGCUAGGAUCUCACUGAACAGCUCUACUCAACUACAAGGUGCUGAAUUCUAACGUGAUCUCUCCUGAGCCACUCUUCUUUCACACAAUUCUUUCAUACAUUGCUUUUUAGAAUGUACCAUCUGUGCAUAUCCCUCAUUUCUCCUGCUCAAAUUCAGGAUCUCGUGGGUUUUAAUCUGAUUUAUGUGAAAGUUCUCAAUGAAUUUACAUGCAGUAUUAAUAGAGCUCUCUUUCUAGUAUUAAUAGUGAAUACUGUAUUUUCUCUAGAGUACUGAAGCUACAUCUGGUAAAUCCAAUCCUGUUCACUUAAAAAGGAGUCAAAAGCAUUUAGGUGUUCAGGUCUCAUCCCAGUUACUGGCUUUUGAGGUCAAGUUACCCUUAUGAAUUCAUAAGGAUAUGAAUUCAUAGUAAAAUAUUGAAAUUAACCUGUCAAGGCACUGUGUUAAAAUAUUACUUAUUACUUUGUUGGUUUCUGUAGAACAAAAUUAAAACAAUUUUCCUCUGUUACCAGUCUGUAAUUGGACUGAACCAGUACUUCAACAGCCCUCUCCCUGGUUUUUUGUCUUUUUACUGAUUUUUAAGGUUUAGAUGCAGCUGAAAUAAACUUGAGUGUCUGUUUCCAGACCAAGAUUAUCUAGGCCGUUACCUUCCAUUCAUCUGGGUUUUUUUGGUAUCUUUAGUUGGUACAUUAUCUGUCCUCAUAAUAUUAAACUUUUACACUGUAAGAAGGCUUAUUGAAAAGAUUUUGUAAAUUAAGUCUUAGUAACAUUUUUAUUCUUUGUAUUUUUGUUGUGUUUUGUAUAAAUUUCCUGUCCUUUGGUGAUUUGGUUUGCUGGGUCACAUUUUCUCAAUAAUACUGUUAAGUUCUUGCAGACUUACUUGGUAAAGUUGAUAAAGUUGCAGUGUGCUAGCAGACCUUGUUCUGUUCUGAAUGUGGCCUUGCCAAAAUCCAAAGUUAUGUUUUGAGUUAUGCUGACAUCUGCUGGUCCUGCUGGAGGAUAAGCACUGAGAUGCUGCAUUUUUAUUAAAUCUGUUCUAAAAAGAAAUAAGAGUCUUUUUUGGUCAGAGCAUUGGCAUCUGUUGCAGUGGAUGUCUCCCACUGUUUCAUCUCUUAAGCAAUCUUUUGAACCAAGUGAAAAUAUAAACAGGUAACUUUCAGGAGAGUGAGAGGUGAAAAGCUGGUUGAGUCAUGUAAUUUCCAUGUGUUUAUUAUUUUUUUUUAAUUAGACCAGAGUUGGCAGUACCCACUGUUAAUAAACUUAACAGGCUUCCAUGUUUGUGCUGAGUGUAACCCCUUCAGGUCCACAGCCAGAUUUUGGAUUCACUAACUCCUUAAGGUGCCUAGAGCAUCUCAUGAUCAGAACUGGAUUUCUGCACCUCCAUUCAGUCUGUGCAAAGUGAGCACAUUCAGUCUCUCAUUUUACAGCUGCACUAGCAGGUGAUGCCUUCCCAGAUAAAACACUUCUUUCCUAACAAUGCAGAUAGUGAGUACUGUCCCCGAGGACAAUCAGGGUUUAGGUUUUUUUCUGGUAAAAAAAAGACAUUUUGGUGUUGGCUGUUCACAUGUCUUCCUAAGGUAUUUGUGACAUUUCCAUUUAGCUGCAUCUCCUAACAUGCCUUGGCUGUAGUGUGUCACUAAGUUCAGUAGCAUGUUUUUAUACAGUUCCACGUGCCUUUUUUCUCUUAAAAGACAUUGUUACAAAUCAAACUUUACCAUUUUGCUAGAUUUAACCUGCUUCCAGCAUGAGUUUCUCUUUUUGCUGUUUUUAUAUACACACAAACUAUUUUUUCAAUAUUUAAAGUGAGUGCAUGUGACUCCCAGCUGCACAUGUACUUCCCCAUCUGCCAGAAUUACAACUAAACCUGUUAAACAGGACAUUCUUUUAAUAGAGCCAAAAGAAACAACUGCUUUCCAUAAAAUCCAAAAUCCAGAUGUACCUCAGUGGCUGUAUUAAAACUUUCCUUUUGCUAUUAAUUGCAAAAAUUGAUGUCUUGGCAAAGUUUACAUAUUCAAGGGACAAAAAUCAAUGACAAUAAAAGACUGGUUUAUGAAGAAUGAAUA